Aegilops tauschii subsp. strangulata is the source of this 1735-nucleotide messenger RNA. RefSeq lists its product as uncharacterized. Lineage: Eukaryota; Viridiplantae; Streptophyta; Magnoliopsida; Poales; Poaceae. The record is from RefSeq and is a predicted model, not a curated record.
CACUAAACGUUGAUCUCCGAUCUGACGGACCACAAAUUCAUGUAUCAUGGUAACACGGGAGGUGCAGGAGCACCUGAAAUUCUCCCCUCUCACAUAAGCGCCGACGUGGGUGAAGGGUUUGACAGUUUCCCCUCUUUUUGUGCCGUCGCCGCCGGACUCCGCCGCCUCCUCCGCCGGCCGUUGCCACCCUAAAUCUCGCGACUUCGUUCGACUCCGAUAAAAUCAUCUUGUGCUGGUCGCGGCGAAGGAGGGAGGGAGGAGGAUGGCCGCGAACGACGGCGGCCCAGAUCUGCCCGCCAACGCCCCCGUCGACGGCGACGGAGACGCCGGCGGGCCGUACAUCCCCGCGGAGCUGGUCCCGGACAUCGCGAAGCACCUGACGAGCCUGCACGACUUCUUCGCCCUCCGCGCCGGCUGCCGCGCCUACCGCGCCGCCCUCCCCAACUGCCGGGCCCUGCUCGCGAACCAGCCGCCGCACCUCCUCGUCCCCCACACCGCCGACCCCUCGCUGUCCCUCUUCAAGGUCCUCGAGCCCGGCUGCGCCGCCUUCUCGCUCGCCCUCUUCCACGUCCCCGACCGCCGCCUCCUCCGCUUCCGCGCCCGCCUCCCCUUCGCCAGGACCGGUGGCGUCCUCACCUCCGACGGCGCCCGCGUCGCCGCCGUCGACGGCGCCACCGGCGAGAUCCUCGUCACCGACCUCCUCUCCGGCGCGCAGGCCCGCCUCCCCAGGCCCCCGCUGGAGUACAGCCGCGUCAUCCUCAGCGGCGGCUACGUCUUCGCCCCGGCGAGGGGCCGCACCGAGAUCCAGUACUGCAGCCUCUGGUACGCCCACUGGGCCGUAGCGUCCUACGGCGGCGACUUUGAGAUCCAGGACUGGCGCAUCGUCAACGGCGCCCUCUACGGGCUCCUCCCCUCCUGCGGGCUCGUCAUGGCUUCGCUCCCCAAGGACAACACACUGGAGCUGUGGAUGCUUGGGGGCGAAUUCGACGAGGACCUUGAAGAGACUCUGAAGGAGACCGUGGGCGGAUCAUUGCUGGGGGAGUGCGGUGGCGAGCCCCUGCUUAUCUGCAAGGUGGGGCGCAUCGAUCCGGAAUACAAGAUUUUCCGGUGGGACUUCAAUGUGGGGAAGUGGGUGAUGACGACGAGCCUCGGCGGGCGGACGCUGUUUAUUGGCUACGACGAUUUCGUCGCGUGCCUUGGUCCAGAUGUUCCAGGGAUCCGUGCCGACUGUGUGUAUGGAUCAUUGCCAUGGAGUGGGGGAUGGAGCGAGUAUUCUCUGGUCGAUGGGACCUGUAAAUGCUUCCCUGCACAGUAUCCAGGUGAACCAGGGGUUGGUUUUGGGAGGCCGCAGGUGUGGGUGCUUCCAAGCUUGUUCUGCGACUACUGAGGUUCAAUGGAAUCGUGCACCAAGGAACCUGAUUCUAAUAAAAUCUACAUGCGAUUAGCUUAUAUUGGGGAAAUAACUUGGCAAGAUGCUUGUCUCCGCAGUCUGCUGUGAACUGUAGUCGAUGUAGACAUCGCCCUAUUGUGAAGCCGAAGUGGAGUUCCUGCAUAGAGCCGAGCCUUUGUGCGAUGCAACGAAGAAUCAUGCUUUCAGUUGAAAAACUUUGAGUCAUGCUAAACUUGUUGCUCCUUUUAAACUUUUACCAUAGGGAUGGUUUUGGUUUGCCUCCAAGGAUCAAAAUUAACAGUGUGGUUAACUAUAAUAUGUCUGGUGUUAUCUUGGAUUGUUUCA